AUGGCGGCAGCGGCUAGUGCCUCUGAGGGGCCCAGGGGCCCCUUCGCAACGCCUGAUGCCCCUGCGGGCUUCCAGCAGUCCGUACUUGGACCCUCUGGCUUUGCUUCCACCGUGAAUCCAAAUGCGUCAGGCCGAGACGACCCUGCAACAGUGCAGGACACGAACUUUGCGGUUUUCUUCGCACAUUUUUUGAGGGUCUUCAAGGGCCCCCCCGUAGGCUCGGACGAUUCAGACAACACAGAAGGCACAGAAGGCCUUCCUCCUGACAUUGCAGGUGCGGAAUAUUUCUGUUACUUGCGACGCUUAGCUGCCUUGCUGCGCACCCCGCAGUCAAACAAAACACUCACUGUCCGCCUCGCAGAUGUAGAAGGUUGGGCACCCCAAGGGGCUCCCGUGGAGGACGCGGGACUGAAGCUUGCACACCACAUCCGUAGGAAUUAUAUAAGGAUCCAGCCACUGCUGCAGGAGCGCCUGCAGCAUCUGGCAACGGAAGUAUCCCAGAGGAUCUCCGCAAACGGUUCCGCAGUGUAUCUCCAGAUACACGACGUCCCCAGAUACACACACAGCAUUAGCUCCAUCCGCUGCAGCAUGCUUGGAAGCAUCAGCUGCAUUAGGGGACUAGUGACGCGCACCACAGACGUGCGCCCCGAGUUGCUACAGGGAGCUUUCCUCUGCGGGGACUGCGGCCACAUUGAGCAGGGAAUUGCUCAGGCAUUCAAAUACACACAGCCUGUGAAGUGUUCGAGCGCGAACUGCCACAACACUUUAAAUUGGGAAUUGUUGGUGGAGGCGUCACAGUACGCAGAUUGGCAAAAGCUCAGGCUGCAGGAACCUUCGGGCGAAAUGCAUGCAGCGGCAGUGCCCCGCUCUAUCGACGUCAUCGCGAGGCAUUCGCUAGUGGACUCAGUUUACGCUGGGGAUGUAGUACUAGUCACGGGAGCCCUCAUUGCGGUGCCCGACAUUCCUGCUCUCCUUAAACCGGGAGAAAUGCCUAAAUCUGUGUUUCGCUCCCAGCGCCGCUCAGAAGCCCUCUCUGCAGGGGAAGCCCUGCGGGGCCUCAAGGGCUUGGGAGUCAGGGAGCUCAACUUUAGGAUCUGUUUACUGGCCUUGAAUAUCGAAUCUGUCUCCUCCACACAGCGGGAACAAGGCAUGGAGGACCACGGAGAGCUCUUCCAAGCCAGCGACUUUUUAGGGUGUGGGGCCUUUGACUGGAUUCGCACGGUUGCCUCUCGUCCGGAUUGCCUCUCUUACCUCGUGAGAAGCGUCGCUCCCAGAGUGUGGGGACACGAAGAUAUCAAGAAAGGUCUUUUGGGCGACCUAAACAUGUGCAUAGUGGGGGACCCCUCUACGAGCAAAAGCCAGCUGCUAACUUGGACGGAAUCGUUUGCACCACGUGCUGUCUUUACUUCGGGCAAGGGAUCUACUGCAGCAGGUCUUACUGCUGCAGUCGUAAGAGAUCAAGACCAGGGCGACUACGUGCUAGAGGCGGGGGCACUGAUGUACGCCGACCAAGGGAUCUGCUGUAUCGACGAAUUCGACAAAAUGGAUGAAAAGGACCGUGUGGCGAUCCAUGAGGCGAUGGAGCAGCAGACUAUUUCGAUUGCCAAAGCCGGCAUCCAGGUAUGUGGGCGUUUGAGCUUAACAAGUUCUAGCUUGGCUCUAACGCCAUGCAAACUUUACACAGCAGCAACAGGAGGCUUUCAGGCUACCUUGAACGCUCGUGCCAGUGUGUUGGCAGCGUGUAACCCCCGGUUCGGGCGAUAUGAUAGGAGCAAAAGUUUUGCUGCAAAUGUUCAAAUCCCUGCACCGUUGCUCUCACGCUUUGACCUACUCUUUACCGUCAUCGAUGAAGUAGACGAAGCCCGAGAUAAAGCUAUCUUCGACCACCUCGCUUCAUAUCACAUGCGCCCAGAAGAUGUGGCGGCAACUGCAACAGCACAAGUAGAAACAGACAGACUCACCCAGGACGAGCUUAGGCUCUAUGUCGAGUGUGCACAAAAAAUCAAGCCCCUGAUGACAGACGAGGGGAAGAGGCGGCUAGUGGAAGCCUACGUGGCUCUACGUCUAAUGGAUGCGCAACCAGGGCUACAGCAUAACAUGAGAAUAACUGUCAGGCAGCUCGAAUCCUUGGUUCGCUUAUCCGAGGCGGUAGCAAGACUGCACUUCAGCGACUUUGUUAGAGAAGAACAUGUCAAGGAGGCUGUGGAUAUCUUUCGCGCUUCUCUGCAUCGCAUAACACACACUGAGGGUAUCCGUUUAAGUUUCCCAGCUGCGCCGAGCGAGAAGAAACAAGAUGGGGAAGAAGAGGCCGAUCCCCAGGAGGCUUCCGAGUCGCCUGCAGUGAUGGUUUCACAUGCAGACUACAAGCGCAUUGCUUCUCAGCUUGUGGAUUACAUUUCACAGCAAGAAGCAGCAGCUGCUGGAACGCCCCAGCCGUUCCAGGGUGUCUCUUCAAACACUCUUAUCGAAUGGUGGUUGGAAGAAGUGCUGCAGCCAGACAAUCCUGAAGAGCUAGACGCGUGGCAUCGCAAGUUGCGUCUUAUCAUUCAACGGCUCAUUGAACACGAUGGGUACCUCCUUGGCCAGCCCGUUCCUGGCGGUAGUGAUGGCGAGUUGCUGCUGCGAGUGCAUCCGAACGUGUGCGACCUGUCGGGUAUUAGCAGCGGUGGGGUCAAUACAUUUGGGUAUAAGUCAUUCGGUUUAGAGGCCGAGGCAGCAGACGCAGAGGCGGUGGAAGCAGAUGGUGGCGACCUUACUACAGAAGAGUUCGAACGCAUACAGCAGAUGCUGGAAUCAGAAGCGCAUCAACCAAAUAUGGAAUGA
Molecule: messenger RNA, 2823 nt
Organism: Cyclospora cayetanensis
Lineage: Eukaryota; Apicomplexa; Conoidasida; Eucoccidiorida; Eimeriidae
Product: DNA replication licensing factor MCM6
Exons: 20
Coding region: 1-2823 (940 amino acids)
Biological process (GO): mitotic DNA replication; DNA replication initiation; double-strand break repair via break-induced replication
Cellular component (GO): MCM complex; nucleus
Molecular function (GO): single-stranded 3'-5' DNA helicase activity; single-stranded DNA binding; ATP binding
Source: RefSeq, a predicted model, not a curated record